GGGGUAUUGUUUGUGUUUACAUCAGCUUACAUGGCGAACUUUAAACGAUGCUAGACUUGGAAUAUCGUAGAAUACAAUAGACACAAAUUAAUUGCACUAUUUAAUUUUUAACGAUGUUGUUAUACGUCACGUGACACUCCGAAGUGUGAACUAUUUUUGUGAUAAAAUGCUCGAUGCAGACCACUAUGAAACUCAGAAACGAAGCGACAAGCACGAUGCGAUAUUUGAAGAACAACACGCAAUUGUGGAUGAGCUCAAAAGGAAUUUGCAAUUAUGCAAGGUUGAACAAGAUAAUAUACGAGCCGAAUUAGAAACGCUAAGAAAUGAGAAUCAAAAGAUUAAUGAUAUAAAAGAAUCCUUUAAUCGUAUUCAUUUAGAGGAAUGCGGCUGUCAAGAUGUGUACAAGAAGGAACUGGCGAAUUUACAAGAGCGCAUUGCAUUGUUGGAAACAGAAAAGAAUUCGGCUAUGCAGUUAUGGCAUAUUUCUUUGAACACUAUAAGUGCCUUAGAAGAUGAAUUAAAAGUAUUCAGAAAGGAUGGAAGGGGCCAAAAAUUCUAUCAAGAACAAGCGAAUGCCAUUAAAGGAAGUUAUUCAGAAGCUAUUAAAAUACUGGAGGAAAAACUUGCGCAAGCUAGAGAUAGUUUCGUAAGAUAUCAAGCAUUGUAUCAAGCUAGUAACGAAAAGAUUGAUAAUUUGACUAAGGAAAACAAUGAACUUUUGGAAAAAUAUAAAAGUCUUCAAGAUAAAGACAGGAAUAACCAGUUGACGAUAGAAACAAUGAAACAGGAAUUAACUUAUGCUAAAACAGAAAGUAAUAAUAUAGCAAAAGCUAAAAUGGAAUUGGAGAGAAAGUUAACUGAAGUUAAGGCAUAUGCUGAAAAUGUAGUAGAAAGGGAUAAGGAAACAAAAACUAAGAUGGCAGAAGCCAUCGAAUUAAUAGAGUCUGCAGUUAGGGAAAAAGAUCUGGCCUUACAUCGUGAAGCUCUUGUUCUCGAAGAGAAGGCCAGAUCAGAGCAGAGAUUAAAUGUAAUAGCUAACGAAUAUGACACGAAGAUACAAGAACUGAAUAAAACAAUGAGAGAUGAAAUUGAAUUAAGUACAAAAAAGUAUGUUACUGAGAUCAAUGAACUCAAAACAGAGCUGAAAGAGAAAACGAUGGUAGUAGAAAAGACUAAAAGGGAAUUGAAAUAUGCCGAAGAGGAAUUAAGCAAAAUACGUAGAGACUCGAGCAUUAAGUUAUUAGAAUACGAGCAGAGAGCUAAACGCAUGGAACUUCAGUUACAAAUGUACAAUGGCGAACCGAUGUUUAACAACAAAUACGAUGUAGAAAUUCAGCAGUUGAAAGAGAAAAUUGUUAUUCUUGAAAAUAAACUAGGAACUUCAAAUGAUAAAUUACAGAAGUUAGAGCAGCAACAAACGAGCAGUAUACGGGAUCAGACAAAAAGAGGCGAGGGAAAUAACAAGGACGUGAUGAAACAGUAUUCUGACUUAGAGAAUCAGAUAGCCAAAACGAUAGGUGACAAAGAAAAUCUAGUAUCUCAAUUGAAAUCACUGAAACAUGAUUUCGAGUCUGAAAUACAGAAAAGACAUAACGAAAGGUAUUCUCUAGAAAAUAAAAUUCAUGAAUUGGAAAAUAAUCUUCAUAAAGCAACUUACGUAAGAGAAAAUAGAUUAAAAGAUGACAUAAGUGAUGAAGUAAAGCCGUAUGAUCCCAAAGACAAGUCUAAAUUUGAUAUAACGGUGGAAAGUAAAUGUCAUUGUUGUCAAUCAGUGUUAUCAGAUCAUAUAAACAAAUUGCAGGAGAAAUACGAUAGGAAGACAAGAGAGUUAAUCAAUCAUGUUCAAGUUCAUCAGAAGCUAAGUAAACGAUGGAGAGAUGAAGCAAAAUCUUUAACAGUUAAGUUUCAACUCAGGUCAAAAGAAUUCAGGAGCAAGAUAAAUGUAUUACAAAAAGAAAAUAACGAAUUAAAUGAGAAAUUAGUAAAUUGCAAACAGCAGCUGGCACAACAAGCUGUACAAGACAUACAGCGAUUUAAUGAACCAAACGAAAUUAGAUGACAAUAUUUCUUUCCUAUUUUAUAAUACAUAUCUAACUAUGUAAAUAUUACAAGAGUGUAU
This is a messenger RNA of Ceratina calcarata, 2119 nucleotides long. Its product is annotated as coiled-coil domain-containing protein 18. NCBI's taxonomy places the organism in Eukaryota, Metazoa, Arthropoda, Insecta, Hymenoptera, Apidae. Gene Ontology annotation, biological process: clustering of voltage-gated sodium channels; cilium assembly. The record is from RefSeq and is a predicted model, not a curated record. Gene Ontology annotation, cellular component: centriole. The transcript has 7 exons. Bases 167 to 2059 code for a protein of 630 amino acids.